AUGACGGAUGCCAGUACAGGCGCCCCAGCCCCUAGGAAACGGUCUCUUUUCAAGCGAGCAGCCUGGCAAGACGCUGCGAAGAAGGAGAAUGAGGACAUAUUCAGCCACUCUAAUGAGUUCAAGGACAUAGUUGCCGAGGAGAACAGGCGGAAAGAAGAAGAGAAAAGGAAACAAGCUGAGGCAAAGAGGAAGGCCGAAGAAGGGCAAAAGCGCGAGCAGGCAGAGAAGCAAGAGAGUAAAGGCAAGAGGCGCAAAGUGUCGACCGACUAUGAUGAGCCAAUCUUACUCCUGAGUGGCUCUGUAAACUCGGGAAGAAUAAGCAGAUCACAAAGCAAAGCCCGAAGUAGGACACCCCUCUCUCCCGCUGCACCCCCACUACCGCCGAACUCUCUCGCAGCGCGUUAUGAUACUCUCACACAGUCGGCCCUGUCUCAGCCUAUCAUUGUCGAUCUGGGUGACUCAGACGAAGAUGAUGACGGUUCUGGCUACAAGUCGAAGUCAUCUGGCGAUACCUGGGACGACACAGGAGACGGCGCCGACACAAAGCACGACAUAGCGUUGCGCCCGUGGAAUAACACACCACUAGACGACGAUGGCCUGGAGGAGGUCCAAGACCCAGAACUUGCAGCCAUAGAGGCGAGAGCACGAGCAAGAGCUGCGGCAAAGAAAGCAGCAGCGGCGAGUGGGAGCAAAGCGCCCAUUGCGCAGCUUUUCAUUGCCUCAGACUUGCCAGAUACAGCGCCCCUCAUGGUCAAGGUGCGCAUAGACACCACGAUAGAAAAGCCUCGCGAGGCUUGGUGCGCAAGGCAGAAGUUCACGCCAGAAAUGACGCAGAACAUCUUCUUUACGUGGCGAGGGACACGAUUGUAUAACAGCACCACCAUCAAGCGUUUGGGGAUCAAGGUGGACGAUCAUGGCAACCUAUCCAUCGAGGGCGAUGACUCAAUAUAUGACGAGACUAACACACCCAAAAUCCACGUCGAGGCCUGGACAGAUGAGACCCUCGCACAACACAAGAGAGAGCUCGCUGCAGCAGCCGAAGCCGCACGCAAGGCAGCAGAGCCAUCCUCCGUGACCGAGGAGCGCGAACCUACGCCCGAGCCUGUACUCGAAGUGAAGAAGUACCGCCUCUUCCUGAAAGCGAAAGGAUUGGAAGACUUCAGGAUCCAGGUCCGGCCUGACACCACAUUUGAGAAACUCGCGGACGCAUUCAGGACGACUCGUAAGAUUGCUAAGACACAGCCUCUAACACUCAUGUUCGACGGUGAGCGUUUGUCGCCCAUGGAUACCAUACAGGACACUGAGCUGGAGGAUAUGGAUUCGAUCGAUGUGCUGCUCAAAUGA
Messenger RNA from Macroventuria anomochaeta, 1344 nucleotides. RefSeq lists its product as uncharacterized. Gene Ontology annotation, molecular function: ubiquitin-like protein ligase binding; protein tag activity. Gene Ontology annotation, biological process: protein sumoylation. Gene Ontology annotation, cellular component: nucleus; septin ring. The transcript has 2 exons. Lineage: Eukaryota; Fungi; Ascomycota; Dothideomycetes; Pleosporales; Didymellaceae. The record is from RefSeq and is a predicted model, not a curated record. Bases 1 to 1344 code for a protein of 447 amino acids.